Molecule: messenger RNA, 1898 nt
Organism: Symbiodinium sp. CCMP2456
Lineage: Eukaryota; Dinophyceae; Suessiales; Symbiodiniaceae
Source: the annotation of a GenBank genome assembly
AUGGCAGAGUCGAUUGAAGAGAUCGGCAUGGAACCCGUGGCAAGGGAUACUUCCCACGGCAGAGCGAUGAGUGUCGAGACGAGUCUUCCGACAGCGAAGCAAAGUAGCGCAGAAGCAACGCAAGCUGGCCCCCUGCCAGGGGAGGAGACAGUGACCAGGCAGAAGCAAGAAAGCGCUAGAUCUAGCCGGAGAAGCAGCGUGUCGAGCUCUGUGGCAGAAUCGAUUGAAGAGAUCGGCGUGGAACCUCUGGCAAGGGGCAGAGCGUUGAGUGUCGAGAUGGCUCCUCCGACCGCGAAGGAAAGCAGUGCAGAAGCAGCACAAGCUUGCCCUUUGCCAGGGGAGGAGCCAGUAACCAGCGAGAAGAAAGACGACAAGGAAAGUGCUAGAUCCAGCCGGAGAAGCAGUGUGUCGAGCUUUGCGGCAGAUUCGAUUGAAGAGAUCAGCAUGGAGCCCGUGGCAAGGGAUACUUCCUACGGCAGAGCGAUGAGUGUCGAGAUGAGUCUUCCGACAGCGAAGCAAAGCAGCGCAGAAGCAACGCAAGCUGGCCCCUUGCCAGGGGAGGAGACAGUGACCAGGCAGAAGCAAGAAAGCGCUAGAUCCAGCCUCAGAAGCAGCGUGUCGAGCUCUGUGGCAGAAUCGAUUGAAGAGAUCGGCGUGGAACCUCUGGCAAGGGGCAGAGCGUUGAGUGUCGAGAUGGCUCCUCCGACCGCGAAGGAAAGCAGUGCAGAAGCAGCACAAGCUGGCCCCUUGCCAGUGGCGGAGCCAGUGACCAGGGAGAAGAAAGACGAGAAGGAAAGCGCUACAUCCAGCCGGAGAAGCAGCGUGUCGAGCUUUGCGGCAGAAUCGAUUGAAGAGAUCAGCAUGGAACCCGUGGCGCGGGACAGCUCCUACGGCAGAGCGAUGAGUGUCGAAAUGGCUUUUCCGACAGCGAAGCAAAGCAGUGCAGAAGCAGCGCAAGCUGGCCCCUUGCCAUUCGAGGAGCCCGUGACCAGGCAGAAGAAAGACGAGAAGGAAAGCGCUAGAUCCAGCCGGAGAAGCAGCGUGUCUAGCUCUGUGGCAGAAUCGAUUGAAGAGAUCAGCAUGGAACCUGUGGCACACCAGGGAUAUCAGGACUUGAUGGCACCUCAGCACUUACCACGCACCGGUGGUUCACAGGAACCACGUGUUUUGUCUGGCAUAUUUGCUGAUGACCUGGAGGAGAUCAGUGUGGAGCCGGUGCUUGCCACGGGAAGGGUUGUCCAGGCCCAGAUGAGUAACACCCAGCACCAUACUUCUUUCUCCGACAAGGCGUUCGGUGCCGAAAUGGCUGCGGGGCUUUCGCUGAAGCAAGACGGCGCAGAAGAAGCACAAAGCUCCUUGGCAGGGGUGCCGCCCGCGACCAGAGAGAAGAAAGACGAGAAGGAGGGUGCUGCGAUGAGCAGCCAGAGAAGCAGCGCGUCGAGCUCUGUGGCAGAUGCAAUUGAAGAGAUCAGUAUGGAACCCGAACCCGCGACGAAACGCAUGUCGUCGGACCUGCUGGAACAUCGGCAAGCUGCGUCCAACGGUCCACUCGAGCAGCUUUUUGCAACACAGGAUUCUGGUGCUUCGACGCUUGAAAGUGUUGCGAAAUAUGAUGCUGGCUUGAACAGGUCGCAACAAGGCCGCGCAGACGGAGCCGGUAUCUCAAGCAGACAGGAAGCCAUCACAGCCCGCAGCUGCAGCAGCAGCGGGGCCAGCAGCACAGACAUGAAAUGUCCAGAGCCUGAACCUGCACCACGCAAGCAAGACACUUGCCUGCAACAUGCACUCUUUUGCCUAACUCGUUUGUACCCGCCCAUCACCAUGUUCGAACUAUCAAGGCGGCUCCUGGCGGCUGUGCACCCCAGUCCGAUGGAGACUCCUCAUACACGUACGAAGAG